Acanthosepion pharaonis is the source of this 717-nucleotide messenger RNA. NCBI's taxonomy places the organism in Eukaryota, Metazoa, Mollusca, Cephalopoda, Sepiida, Sepiidae. The record is from the annotation of a GenBank genome assembly.
AUGAGGUUGCGAACGAUCCCUGUACAGCAGAGGUCGGCAACCUACGUCACGCGUGACACACGAGACGUUAAACACUUCUAUCUUUCCUUCUUUCUUUCUUUCUUUUUUUUUCUUUUCUUUCUUUCUUUCUUUCUUUCUUUCUUUCUUUCUUCCUUCCUUACUUUCUUUCUUUCUUACUUUCUGUUUCUCACUGAAACCAUUAAUUAUAUUUACAUCUAUCUAUCUAUCUAUCUAUCUAUUCAUAUAUAUUUAUCUCAGCAAGUUUAUAUCUCUCUAUCUCAGCAAGUUCAUAUCUAUCUAUCUAUCUAUCUAUCUAAGACUAUUCCUAUGUAUCUAUCUCAGCAAGUUUAUAUCUAUCUAUCUAUCUAUCUAUCUAUCUAUGUUUCAUUCUGCUCAGCAAGUUUCUAUCUAUCUAUCUAUCUAUCUAUCUAUGCUUCAUUCUGCAAGUUUCUAUCUAUCUAUCUAUCUAUCUAUCUAUCUAUCUAUGUUUCAUUCUGCUCAGCAAGUUUCUAUCUAUCUAUCUAUCUAUCUAUCUAUCUAUCUAUCUAUCUAUGCUUCAUUCUGGUGAUAUCUAUCUAUCUAUCUAUCUAUCUAUCUAUCUAUCUGUCUAAGACUAUUCAUAUGUAUCUAGCUCAGCAAGUUUCUAUCUAUCUAUCUAUCUAUCUAUGUUUCAUUCUGGUGAUAUCUAUCUAUCUAUCUAUCUAUCUAUCUAGCUAG